This is a messenger RNA of Anoplophora glabripennis (Asian longhorned beetle), 654 nucleotides long. Its product is annotated as complex III assembly factor LYRM7. The transcript is spliced from 2 exons. The record is from RefSeq and is a predicted model, not a curated record. Lineage: Eukaryota; Metazoa; Arthropoda; Insecta; Coleoptera; Cerambycidae. Bases 95 to 433 code for a protein of 112 amino acids. Gene Ontology annotation, biological process: mitochondrial respiratory chain complex III assembly.
UGUAAAGGUUAAAAAUAUAUGUGUUAUAAUUACGUUUCCUAAUAUGUCUCUACAAGUGAUACUUAUGUAAUAUACAAGAAUAAACUACUUCGAAAUGUCGACAAGUUUACGACACAAGGUUCUACAAAGUUUCAAACAACUGCAUCAAGCCAGAAGAAGUGUUUUCAAAGGUGAUACUUAUGCCUUGACGGAAGCUAGAAAAAGAAUUAAUGAGGAAUUCAAGAAAAAUAAACAUGUAAAAGACGUUAACGCUAUUGAUGAGUUAAUAAAUUAUGCCAAUGCCGUUGAGAGGGAAAUUAGGACUUGUGUUAUUCAAGCAAGAGAGGUUGAGCCUGGGAGAUUUCAAGUACAAAUUACAAAAGACACUGUGCAAUUGGAUAACGUGCCAUUUUCUGACUGCCCUAAUGAAAAAUCAAAAAAUGAAAAAUCAUAAAGUUUAAUUAAUUAAUUUGUAGUAAUUUCUUGAGCUAUGAUAUGGCUGGAAUUUGAUGGAGUGCAGGGGCAGUAUGUUUUUAGAGCUUGUUCUGUUAAUAAAAGAGAAAAAGCUGAGCGAUACUUUUAAGCUAACUUCGACUUCUGAGGAUAGUAGCAACAAGUUAGAAUGAAAAUUUUACUUUGUGUAUAUAUUCAUUUAAGUGAGUUAUAGGUAAUUUG